Messenger RNA from Parnassius apollo (apollo), 636 nucleotides. Lineage: Eukaryota; Metazoa; Arthropoda; Insecta; Lepidoptera; Papilionidae. The record is from the annotation of a GenBank genome assembly.
AUGCCACCUAAAAAACGACUAUCUUUAUCUCGAAAUUCGAGAGAAGCUAAGAGAAUGAGAAAUGUGCGUUCUCAAGAAUUGGCAGAGGAAAGAGCACAUUGGUUAAGCUCUAUGAGAGUUAGUGCCUCAAAUUCUCUAGCCAAUGAAAGCUCUCCAGAAAGAGAGAUGCGAUUAGCAGCUGACAGAGCGAGACGAGUUACAUCACGUGCGUCUCAAAGUUCUUCUCAGCGAGAGCUAAGGCUUACCAUUGACCGAGAACAAGAUGUGUUAUCCCGAGAAGCUGAAACUACUUCACAACGUGAAUUGUGGCUCACAGCUGACCGCGAACGGCAUACAUUAUCUCGCGAGUCCGAAACCUACACUGAGAGGGAAUUACGUCUCACAGCUGAUCGCGAGAGGCAUGUACUAUCCCGUGAGUCUGAAACCUACACUGAGAGGGAAUUACGUCUCACAGCUGACCGCGAACGGCAUACAUUAUCUCGCGAGUCCGAAACCUAUACUGAGAGGGAAUUACGUCUCACAGCUGAUCGCGAACGUCAUAUUUUAUCUCGAGAAUCUGAAACUUUUACUCAAUAUGAAGACCGUUUGACAAAUGAUAGGGUGCACCAUAAUAUUAUUCGAUCUCUUGAAAAUUAA